UGAAACGUCACUGCCACGUAGAGGGCCAGCUGCACACCUCGAUUCUGGCUUUGCACCUUUGUAACAAACUUUUUUAGCUUUCUGUGCGUUUAUCCUGUUGUUUCUCCUGAACGCUGAGUGUGGUGGCAUGCUGCUGACCGUGUUGAGCUGGCUCUGCUCCUCCCUGCUGGCGUCUGUCAGCGGGGGAAAGCUGCCUGAAGCUGAGGUGAACAUAGAAGUUAUGUACAGACCAUUUCUCUGCCACCGCAAGUCAAAAUAUGGAGACAUCCUGCUGGUGCAUCAUGAGGGAUACUUUGAGAAUGGAACCAUGUUUCACUCGAGUCGAGCCCAAGGUGACAAGCAGCCAAUGUGGUUCACACUGGGCAUCAGAGAGGCGAUCCAAGGCUGGGAUAAAGGUCUGCAGGACAUGUGCGCUGGAGAGAAGAGGAAACUGGUCAUACCUCCAGCCCUGGCCUAUGGGAAGGAAGGGAAAGGUAAGAUCCCACCUGAAAGCACAUUGACCUUCAUCAUCGAGGUGCUUGAGAUCAGAAAUGGACCAAGAUCACAUGAGUCCUUCCAGGAGAUGGACCUCAACGAUGACUGGAAACUCUCCAAACAUGAGGUCAAAGAAUACCUGAGGAAGGAGUUUGAGCGUCAUGGCUACCCUCCCAACGACACGCUACAUGAGAACAUGGUGGAGGAUAUCUUUGCCAAAGAGGAUGAGAACAAAGACGGAUUCAUAUCCUCCAGGGAGUUCACUUACAAGCAUGAUGAACUUUAAAGUCUCACUGACUCACUUUGGUGCAGGGUUUAUUGCAAAGAUUCUCUCAGGUCAUCUUUUUAUAGAAGCUUUGUGUUUGCUUUGCCUAAAGCUGAGUGUAGUGGGUUUUGAGCCAGUGAGUUUGUUAGUUUGCUACUUUUAGUGAUAUUUCACCUCAGCAAAUCUUUGCCUUUUUGUGUGUUUACCUCUUUGAGUAGCAAACAACCAAGUUUGCACCUUUUGUGACCACUGUCAUCUUGACAUCUCUAACUUAACACCCUUGAAUACUUCCUAUACCAAAAGGUAGAAGGUAACAUUCCACUCAUCUUGCAUAUAACUUUUCAAGACUGUAUUUGGAUUUUUAGCAGUUCAGUGUAUAUGAGGUUCCCUCAAGGGAAAUCUAAUGUUUGUUUCUUUUAUAAAAUGUUCCCAGUUUAUGCAAUUUAACAUUUAUAGGUACAUUUUGAAAGAAAAGGGUAUUUGAUCAGCCUCAUGUUUUAUUAUUAUUAACUAAACUAUGUGUGUAGAUAUUUUUCAUUUUUUAUUAAACAAUAAACAAGGACUUUUCAGGGUAUAAUUGGCUUUUUUCAUAACGGAUAUUAUGACUCUCAGCAGGACAAGCAGGUGCAACUGAUGACAUUAAAGCUCCAUUCAAUUCAAUUGGUCCCAGUCAUUUGCUAUGCACAAUACUGAGGCUGUGGCCCUGCUAUUAUUAUUGUUAUUAUACUUCACACCUGUGAAGUCAGACUAUCCGUGAGAAAGGUUCAUUGCUCAUGCAUACACUGUAGUGUCAGUGCUGAAAGGAUAUACUGUUCAGUUCUGAUCCAUUACAUCAAUGUAUGUGCAGUUUUAUCCUAAUUUUCAAACUCACAUAAAUAAAUGCCCCAGAAAACAAUCGUGUGAAGGGACGGGGGGGGGGGGGGGGGGGGUGUUAAGACUUAAUUCAAUAAGCAAAUGACUUUGCAGAUUAGUUUCUGUCUUAAAAUAAUAAAUUGACUGUCGACUUUCUAAAACAAAAUGCAGUGGUGUAUUUGUGACACACCUUGUAAUACAUUACACAUUGAACCAGCAGGUGGCACUGUCUUCACAGGUGUUAGCAUUAGUUACUACAAUGUGGGACAGGAAACGGUAUACCUCACUCAUUAUCUAUUUAUAAAAGACAACACCUGUGUAACCUAAAACAGAUGCAUUCCCAUACUCUUCACAAUGUAAGUCAUUUUCACAUCACAUUUGUUUUUACAUUUUUGUAGAUCAUUUUGGUACUUAGAAAACAGUCACAUAAACACACAAGAGCACCAAUAUACUGUAUGCACAAUUAUUUAUGACCCCCCCAAAAGUUAGCAUACCCUGUUGUGCAAGUGAAUAGUGAAAACUGUUCACUUGCAAUGCCGUUUUCACAGUGAGUUUUAAAUUGAAAUUAGGCUGACUUGUUGGCUCUAUAGGAGGAAAACAUACAGAUACAGACAGAAUCAUUUUGCUCAAGCAUUAAAGCAUCAGUUUAAAAAUGUAGCAUUAUUAGAGCAUGUUGUAACGCAUUUAUACAAGUGCUAAUGGAGCAUCCCCUUGUACAGAGGUUGUUGCUAGGUGACCUUUUUUAUAUAUCUGUCUUUAAAGGAGCUGUACUAUUUUAAAACUAGGUGUUUAAUAAUGUUUGUGGGUUUACUUCCGACUUUAAAAGUGCUACUGUAUGUAUGAAGACAAAUUGAUAACUCUCAAGACAUAAAAUCAGAAUUUUCUAUUCCGUAUGUAGAUACUGAAAUGCUUAAGCUGUUAAAAACUGUGUCAAGAGCCAUGUUAAAUAUAGCUACUGGAAGACACUGUCCUUGGAGUGUGUGUGUGUGUAGAGUCUGUCUGCAGCUUAUGAGUAUGAGUAGGGAGAGCCAUCCUCCUCCACACACACAUUCAAAACAUUCCACACUGGAAAAGGUCAGAGGUCACAUAGUCAGUAUAAGGCGGGAGCCUGUUUGACACUCACAUACUGUAUCACAUACUUAUACACUGAACACAAACAAAUCACACAAAGGGCUUGCAUCCAAAUAAGUCCAUGGCAAUUAUGUGAUUGUCAUGAGCUGUCACAAGAACAAAGUGGAACACAGAGUCUUUUUGCUG
Seriola aureovittata is the source of this 2848-nucleotide messenger RNA. RefSeq names its product peptidyl-prolyl cis-trans isomerase FKBP14-like. NCBI's taxonomy places the organism in Eukaryota, Metazoa, Chordata, Actinopteri, Carangiformes, Carangidae. The record is from RefSeq and is a predicted model, not a curated record. Bases 128 to 760 code for a protein of 210 amino acids. The transcript is spliced from 4 exons. Gene Ontology annotation, molecular function: calcium ion binding; peptidyl-prolyl cis-trans isomerase activity.